AUGAAACAUUCACGUGGUAUGUUGAUCUAUGGACCACCUGGGACUGGAAAGACAUUAAUUGCACGAACGAUAUGUGAAAUAUUGGGUGUGAAACCAAAAAUAGUGAAUGGUCCGGAAGUAUUCAGCAGUAUGUCGGGAGAAUCCGAAGCAAAAAUAAGAGAGUUAUUUCGCGAAGCAGAAAUAGACGAACAAAGUUUUGGAACAAAUAGCAAUCUUCAUAUUAUUAUUUUCGACGAGAUUGAUGCGCUGUGCAAGCGACGAUCAACAGUUGAUAGCGGUACACGAGAUGCAGUUCAGGAUAGCAUUACCACACAAUUAUUAACUAAGAUUGAUGGUGUCAGUCAGCUUAAUAACUUUUUAAUCAUUGGCACAACAAAUAUGAAAGAUUCAAUUGAACCGGCUCUCACAAGACCUGGUCGAUUAGAACAAAUGAUUGAAAUCGAUCUGCCUGAUAGUGAAGGUCGUUUGAAAAUAUACGAUAUCUACACGAUAUUAAUGCUUCAAAAUGGAAUUUUAGACGAUGAUAUUGAAAUUGACAGAAUUAUUUCAGAAACUAAUGGUUUGACCGGUGCACAUAUUGAACAAGUUGUGCGUACAGCAACUAAUAAUGCUAUUCGACAAGAUAUUUUAGCACGUGGGACUUUCGAAAUAGACGAAUAUUCGGCACAAGAAUUACGUGUUAAAAAUAUAGAUUUUAUAAAUGCAUUGGUAACACUUCAAACACUACCAGAAGGCUUUUACAAAAAUCAUCUUGAAAACUAA
Messenger RNA from Didymodactylos carnosus, 762 nucleotides. The record is from the annotation of a GenBank genome assembly. Lineage: Eukaryota; Metazoa; Rotifera; Eurotatoria; Philodinida; Philodinidae.